Messenger RNA from Anas platyrhynchos (mallard), 4432 nucleotides. It is a transcript of the gene EIF5A2, whose product is annotated as eukaryotic translation initiation factor 5A2. The record is from RefSeq and is a predicted model, not a curated record. Gene Ontology annotation, molecular function: RNA binding; translation elongation factor activity; ribosome binding. NCBI's taxonomy places the organism in Eukaryota, Metazoa, Chordata, Aves, Anseriformes, Anatidae. Gene Ontology annotation, biological process: positive regulation of translational termination; positive regulation of translational elongation.
UCGCGGUGAGGCGCCGCCCCCUCAGUGCCGGGGCGCGGGGCGGAAGCGGGGGGGGGUUGGGGAGGGGGGGGGCGGGGCGUGGUGCGCGCGCUGCCCGCCGCCCUUCCCGCCGCAGUGCUCGGGCGCGUGUGCGGCCCCCGCAGCCCGCCGCCAUGGCCGACGAGCUGGACUUCACCACGGGCGACGCCGGCGCCUCGUCCACCUACCCCAUGCAGUGCUCGGCGCUGCGCAAGAACGGCUUCGUGGUGCUCAAGGGGCGCCCCUGCAAGAUCGUCGAGAUGUCCACCUCCAAGACGGGCAAGCACGGCCACGCCAAGGUCCACCUGGUUGGUAUCGAUAUCUUCAAUGGUAAGAAAUACGAAGAUAUUUGCCCAUCAACUCACAACAUGGAUGUUCCAAACAUCAAGAGGAAUGAUUACCAACUGAUAGGUAUUCAGGAUGGGUAUCUCUCCCUGCUGACAGAAAGUGGUGAAGUUCGUGAGGAUCUAAAGUUGCCAGAAGGUGAUCUGGGCAAAGAAAUCGAAGGAAAGUUCAAUGCCAAUGAAGAUGUGCAGAUAUCCGUCAUAAGUGCAAUGAAUGAAGAAUGUGCUGUAGCCAUAAAGCCUUGCAAAUAAAGAGGAUCGCCAGCCCCGGGCAACUGCUCAGGUCUGGACAAACCACAGAUCUUUAAAUUUGGUUCUGAUUGUCACCAAAGCUCUGGCCUUCACAAGCAACCUCAUUUCUUUUUUGAAUUGUUAAAAAGCAGUGCUGGAUUCUGGAUUAGUGUUGCAGGCUAACUGGCAGUUUUCAAAAUCACUGAGACUUUAAUUUCCUAAUUGUAACUAUUUUAACAUUCCUGUGGGUUUCAGCUAUGGAUCUAAGAAACCAAUCAGGUGUUACUAGUGGAUAUAUUUUUAUUUGCUUGAGCAAAACAGUGUUUGUCUGUAUGAACAGACAAAAUCCAGUAUUCAGGGGCUUUUAGAUAAGCUAGUAGGUAUCUAGGAUUAUAAAGUGACCUAGAGCACAAAUAGUAUUUUUCUUGACAUGUUUAGAUAGAACUGACAAUAAAAAGUAGCAAUUUUUUUUUUUUAAAGCUUAAGUAUUUUGUGGAUUGGGACUCUUGCAGAACUGUAGGUGCCAAUCACAAAUUUUAGACCAAGAAACUCAAGUGAUCAAAAAUGCCAGCUGGCUUGACCAAGCCCCAGUGGCCAUGUGCAACUUAACUGUAUUACCUCUGUAUUCUUCUUUGCCAACUCGUUGGCUUAUUGUAAUGUUAAAAUGGUGUCAAAGCCUACCUGUGGUUUAGGCAGGCAGUUGGAGUAUAGGGUAGAUAAGACAUAGAUAGGUCAAGGGGACACAAAGGUGAGAAUGGAUGCUAAAGCUAUAGACUUUCACUCGAGGCCUUUGUCAGACUUGAAAAAAAAAUAGAAAAAUGCAGUUCAAUUGCUUUCCUUUAUUGUAUUUAUCUUAAAGUAUAAAAGGGUGACAAACUCCAUGGGAAUCUGUUGCAGUGCUUCCAGCUUUAGGUUUUAAUCUUCAGGUUCAGACCAUAUUUUUGUAGCACAAGUACCACAUGUUUUUCAAAAAGUGGGACAAAUUGUAGCAUCGAGCCUAAACUAAAUGCAUGUGAUUCUUUUUAAAAAAAAAUAGAAUUAUUGUAUUUCUAAAAUAUAGACUUGACAGACAAUACUGAACAACCGUGGCUUAACUAGAAAAAUAAACAAGUUGCUACAUAGUUUAGAAAGCUCCUAUCCACAGGAGUCAUUGAAACACAUGCAUGCCUCUAUUUACUAGCUUAAUAGGCAAACGCAAAGCUUUUCCGAACUAGUCACAGGAUAACUAGCAUACUCCUCUUUAUGGCAUUCAGCUUCAAUUCUAAGACUUACUGACUCUUCAUGAGUGGGAAACUUCUUAGCCCAUGGCUCAAACCUUCCCUUACAGUGGGUAAACUGUUUCGUGGACUUGCCUUAAGCUUCAGCAGCUGUUAGCAGAUGGAGGACAACUUGUAAACACGCUGCAUGCUGCCCUGGGCAGCCGGCGUGAUUCAAACUAUAGGCAGUGAGAGUCAGACUUCACACUGCUGUUAACCUCUUAAAAUGUUCUUGGCUUAAUAGUAUGUACUCUAAUCCCCAAAGGGCUCACGGCAACUGUCCUGAACAGCCCUCGUACGUAGUGUGGUAGGGCUGAGCAAACCUCGGAAGUCUAACAUAGGUGGCAAAAACAUGCGUCCUUCAUAGACUUCUUAGGACAGGGAGAGCAGUUCAAUGAAGGUAAAGACAGCAAUAAAUAAACAUACUCCGGUAAUGAAGCACAGUUACCUGGGACACCUGGCAGAAGUCAGAUAGUGCCACGUGCUCUUGCCUAGCACAAUGCACGCUGCAGGUGAACUCUACAAAUAGCGCCUUGACUGAAGUGACAAAAUAGUUUUUUUAAAAAAAAAAGCAGUGGAAGCAAGAGAUGGAAAGGAAUUCAGAGCAAUUUCUAAAGACAUGCUUAAGAGUUUAAGUUAGUCUGUGCUAUGUUCCUUUCUGCCUCCAUCACUGGUAUCUGAGGGACAGGCUUUGUAGGGUUUGGAGGUGACUAAACCAUUGAUCGUGGUCUUAACAGCAGGCUGAUCUCUGUGAUCAGCUGUCACACAGGAAGUCAGAGGUUGCUGUGUCAUACUAGGGCAAGCUCUAAUGCUGUUACUGUGCUAUAAAUGCUUCUAAAAAUGCUUAAAGUCUACAAGACUUGGAUUUGCUCUCAUUGUGGUGGGGCUUUAGUCCACUUUCAGGUGCCUGUCAGUCCCCAGAAACCUUGUUGGAAGACAGGUAUUUGAUGCCACCGGCCCACAGUCUAGGUAUUUAAUUAGACUGUAAGUUCUCUGGGCUGUUUUUUAACCUGUUUAUACAAGUGGGCUUCUGGUCUGGAUGGAGUUUUCAGGUACUGCAGCAAUCUAAAGAUCAAGGUUUUAUGGCCUCCAGCUUGCUGGAAGAGCCCUCCUUGGGACUUCAGGAUGUCCUAUUGCAACCUUCAGUUCUGCAAGACUUAAAUGAUUCAGUACUUCAGUAUAGGUUUGUUCUUAUAUACUUAGUUGUCUUUUGUGAAGCACUUCAAACACUACGGAAGUGCGUAGCAUUGGUUUGUCAUGCAUGAAGUUUCCCAUAGGUAAUAAUACAUAAGCAUGAGUCUUAAGUAUAACCUCCAAGUUUCAGUAAGGUUGAACGUUGCUUCUAAAUUAGAACAAAUCUCUGAGACUUUUUUUUUUACAAGGUGUCUGUCUGCUGUCAGAAUAAUUUGCAACAAACUUUGCUUGUGAUCAGUAGUCCAUCUAGAUGCGUAUUUGUAAGGUUCCUAACCAAAUGCUUAGGGAAACUCCUCUUUCAUAGCUUUACUUUAAAACAAACGUUAUCCAUCUACUUGUUUUGUAGUACUGUCUUUAACACUUUAAAAGAAAUUGUGUCAAAACGGAAAGCUAUAAGCUGCUGCAAUUGCUUAAAAUAAAGGCUGAGAAGACUAGGAAGCAAAGAAAAGUAUUUCCACUCCAAAUAACGAUGCAUUUUUUUAUGGCUCCAAUCCAUUGAGUUUCUCAUGCUACUUUACAGAAUUGGAAAGACUGCAGUGUUUCCUGCCUCAAAUGUUGGCACAUAAUAUUUCAAGAUUUCAAUAGAUCCUUCUACUUUUUGCUUAUAAUGGUGGUUUUUCAACUAGGCUCUUGCUAGUUGAGCCAUGUUCUCAGGGCUGUUUUUUUUUAAGGAGUUAGCUGAACUUCAUUGUUUUAAUGUAACUGCUUUCAAGCCUCUUGCAGGUUUUUCUAACCCAUAACGUACCAAGAAAUGGUGCACAGUCUGUAGCUUCACAAUACAGGUAAUUUUACAGAAUCUGUAAAGAAGUCAAAUUUGUUGACAGUUGAAACUCUUAUGGUUACUGCAGGUCAGUCUUACAGAACUCAAAAAUCAAUAAAAUCCCACUUUUCUUUGGUUAAUUAGAACGUAGUUUGUUACAGUAGAAUUAAACUUCAGGAUAAAAAGACCUCGUAAAGGAUCUGUUGUACGUCUCACGCUGGGAAGCCACCGAAGGCUCGGCUCCUGUGGGUGUCAUGGAGCAGCGGCUCGGCGUGCCGGGACCCUCGGAGCCUCUUCGCCACCUCUGGUCCGGCCCCACGGUGUCUGGCUGCGGGAAUAACUCACCGUGGGAGCUGCCCUCGAUGUUUGCUGUGUUGCUGAACCCCCUCCUAAAUGUGCUGUGUGUUGUAACCGUGCCCUGGCGCGAGCGUGGGGAGGUGUCCCCUGGUUCUGGGGGACCCAAACCCUGUCAGAGCCGUCACCUGAGGGAACGUGUGUCCCCGUGGUGCCGGCUCCCCGUGUUUGUUUUAGCAGAAGCGUUGUUUUAUACUGCACCGCCAACCGGGUGGGAAAUGUCAGUGUCUGUUUUGCUCCAGAAAUAAUAAAAAAGAUCUCGGUGUUGUGGGGGA